AUGGUCACAUACUUGGAUGAGCUAUACAGAUAUGCAAACCUGCACGAUAUAACGAUCUUCCAAGGAGAUCAGAAGCACUUACAGAAGAUGUUCAAGUUAUGGCCGCCAUACGAUGUUUUCUAUUUCACUUUAAUGUCCACAGCAGCUAUUUAUGUAUUAAUCAGAAAAUUGCUCAAACCAGCAGAAUUUUGGAAACUGUUUAGUGAUAAACCACUGACUGGAACUUCAAUGUUUUUUUUGCGGAUUUUAACAAGCAGUCUAGCAGCUACCGCUACUUUCGCCAUGCUCUUGCAGAUGGAAAGGUUAGCGGAGUUGAGCUUACUAGUUCUGACGUUGAACUUCCUGCAUACGCAGCUUGUAUUUCUGAUAACAACUCUGACUCUUAGUUUCUCGUAUGUCGAAAGCGAGAAAACGAAGACGGAGUGA
This is a messenger RNA of Auanema sp. JU1783, 426 nucleotides long. The record is from the annotation of a GenBank genome assembly. NCBI's taxonomy places the organism in Eukaryota, Metazoa, Nematoda, Chromadorea, Rhabditida, Rhabditidae.